UCUACUACUUCCUGUGUGAGGUGUGCAGCUGUUUGUCUUCACUAAUCACUAAUCAGAAGGGUUCCAGAGCUCAGGCCUUCUCUGGAAAAAGUCCUCUUAGGUAUGUGAUGCCAGACACAGCAAUGGCCAGAAGUUUCUUGAUAACAGCGAUGGACUGCAGCUCCGACACAACCUGAUUGGGCAACAGCUGAGUGUCCUGGAGAACAACACAAACACUCACACAGGAUGUCGUCAGAAAAUCUGGACUCAGACACGCAGUUGGACUACGAAGACGAAAAACAGGACUCCCAGGAGAAGAACGCCAACACAGUGAAAGCUGAAGAGGCCAAACUGAAGGCCAAGUACCCCGGCCUUGGCCAGAGGCCUGGCGGCUCAGACUUCCUCAUGAAGCGACUACAGAAAGGGCCAAAGUAUUUUGACUCUGGCGACUACAACAUGGCGAAGGCCAAGAUGAAGAACAAGCAGCUUCCUGUGGCGGGCCCCGACAAGAACCUGGUGACCGGCGACCACAUUCCCACGCCGCAAGACCUGCCCCCGAGGAAGUCGUCCUUGGUGACCAGCAAGCUAGCUGGCUAGCCCUUGCCAUCCCAGACGCACAGCCUCGCCCUCGGGGGGGCGACCGCGGCGAACACCCCACCCCUCUCUUUCCCUGUCCCCCAGUCACCACCGCCCUGGCCCUCUUUUCCAGCCCUCAUCCCCAAGCACCACUGGCUUUCACACACGGGGGCGGACUUGUCUAAGUUCAUGUGCUUGUGUGUGGCGUGGAAGGAGCGCUCUUCUUUUGUCCUCCUACUGAGCUGUGCCCUCUGCUCCACUGCCUCCCUCUUGUCUUGGUUUUCAAGAUGCAUCACAGUAGGUGUUGUCGUAAGGCGUCUUUGCUGGGGACUCCAUGCACUUUGUAUCCAAUAUCUGGGUUUUUUGUUGUUUUUGUUUUGCCUCCUGAGUGGAAGAAGGGAUCCAUCUUUCAGCUUUAUGUCUCCUGUCCGUGCUGCUGGCGGCGCACGGCGCGGAGGGUUAACGUGUGUCGAGACCGGCCCGUAAACCCAAAUUUGUGAGGUGCGGCCGACUAACUGGAGAUUUCCUUGGCGACGGAAGCUUGCUGUCACUUCACGUUGUGUUGAUUCCCGACUCCAAUGCUGCAUGAUUGCAACCGGAGACUCCUGGUCGCUGUCUGGACAAUCCACAGCCAGCUGAGUGUUUCCGCACUAGCUCCAUUCAGUGUUCUCUACGGGUUGGCCGCAUGUUCGCUAACACAAGCAUCCGUCGGAGUUCCACGUCACAACAUUGUUGUUAUUAUUAACUCUGCCAAACCACAGAUACCAGGGUGUUCCUCGCUAAGAGCAGACCGCCUGAUCACGUUUUAGGACAGUAUUAGUCGUCUUGGUAGAUUUCUGACCCACAAUGCAUGUGUGCUGGGAUGGAUACUUCAGUUUGACCCUGGCUUGCCUACGUUUGAGUCUCCGCAAGGACGAGUUAUGGCUCUUCUUGCUACCCGCGUAAAUGUUUUCAUCGGGCGUCAAAUGGGGAGUUUGAUCUCAGGCGUGUCUGCAACCUGAUAAGAGAAGCUUGACUCAAAGUGGGAUGCCGCAUGCCUGCAGGGUGUUCUCAAUCCUCUCAGAAACCCGGUGGGACAAGCACAUGGUGCGCGCGGUUUGACUGCAAAGUGGCGCGUGCACACAUAUCGUCAAUUUUGGUGAUUUCUCAGUUGUGUACCAGUAGAGUGAAUGUGUGCGUGUAUGCUUUGUAAAUACAAAUGGACAGGAUGGGAUUUUUGUGUGUUCUGCUGCAUUCACACUGCUUCUGCUGUACCUCAGGAGUGCGUAUCAUAUGGAAACGUGUCUAAAUGCUGAUUAUUCGGUCCCGAUCCUUUUUCCUUUUCAAGUUUCCGCAUCUUCUUGUUCUUUUGACGCAGGCCAAAAACCAACACGAUGCAGGUGCGUAAAUGACAGCAGUACAUUGUGCAGUAGUUAGCCCACGCGUCACUUUGAAUGACAACAAAAUAUGUUAUCAUUGCGGGUUGAUUAAGCCAGCGUUAAGCGUUUGAGCGAGAGGAAACGCACAGGGUGUCUCUCGAACAACUAAGACAAGCACGUGCCAGAAUGUAAGCAACAAACAAGUACUUCUUUAUUUCCUGUCUUGUUCUUUUUCUAGUGUUCUCCUCUCGUAUGGCUUCAUUCUGGCUUGAGAUCUCCGCCGGGAGACCCAGAGAUUAUUCUAGGACGUACUUAAACCGAGGUUUCCGCGACAUAAUGGAUGGCAGGAGAACACAGAAAUGAGAAGACUUGACAAAAAGAGUACUUGGAAUGUUUCACUUAUUUGGGGAGUUAAUUGAAAGGGUUUUUUUGCCAAUGUUUGAAAUAAACUUUUACAUAAAGAAAGCGGCUUCUUUUGUUUCCCCUCAUCAAAUUAUCGUCAUAUCUGCGAAAAGAACGCCGGAAGUGUCUGGAGUUGAGCCAUAUUUUGAGCACAGAAAAGUAGGGCUAUAUUGUAUUAUCCUAUCCAUCUAUCCAGCCAUCUUCUUCCGCUUAUCCGAAGUUGGGUCGCGGGGGCAGCAGCCUAAGCAGAAAAACCCAAACUUCCCUCUCCCCAGCUACCACGUCCAGCUCUUCCCAGGGGAUCCCGAGGCGUUCCCAGGCCAGCUAGGUCUUCCCCAUGGUCUCCUACCGGUCGGACUCACCCUAAACACCUCCUCAGGGAAGCGUUCGGGGGGCAUUCUGACCAGAUACCACCUCUUUACUCUGAGCUCCUCCCGAAUGACAGAGCUUCUCACCCUAUCUCUAAGGGAGAGAGCCCCGCCACCCGACCGAGGAAACUCAUUUUCGGCCCGUGAUCUUGUCCUUCCGGUCAUAACCCAAAGCUCACGACCAUAGGUGAGAAUAGGGACGUAGAUUGGCUGGUAAAUUAAGAGCUUUGCCUUCCGGCUCGGCUCCUUUUUCACCACGACGGACCGAUGAAGGGUCCACAUCACUGCAGACUCCGUGAGCCACUCUUCUCUCACUCGUGAACAAGACCUGCUGGAUUAAUCAACAUCAAAUCAACAUUGAGGCUUUGGGCCUUGUUCACACUGCAGGUCAAUUCCGAUUUUUUUUUGCCCAUAAGCGACCUGUAUCUGAUUUUUUCAUGUCCGUGUGAACAGUACAAUUCCGAAGUUUUUAUAUCCGACCCAGGCCUCUUUUGUGCGUGGAAAUAAAUCGGAUAUUUAUGCCUUGCGUCCUCAAUGUGAACGCCCCUGUGAUCAUGUCACAUUCAUCUGACCAGAACGUCAUCAAAAAGCAGUAGUCAUAAUUAUUUGCCAAAAUAGAUGGUUACAAAAUAAAUUGUUGACAACAGGAGCAGAAAAUAAAAAAUUUUAGGAACUCACGUGAAACUUCCAACCCUCCUCCUGUCUCUGACUGCUCGCCCGCAGACAUCGAAUCAAAAAUAUCCCGUAAAACUGCCAGAGCCAAAAUACUUGUCCUCUUCCUUCUUAAUUUUCUUCGUGCAAUAAUUCGGUUCAGAAAAUGCUGACUUUGAUUGCACAAAAUCCUUUAAAAUUACAUUUUGUUACUUGAAUAUUAACUAAGUAUUAGUAAUUUUGUCAUUAUAAGCGCUAAGGCAGACAAACUAUUUAUAGCGCCGCCCUGAUCACAAGCUUGUGUGCCUAAGCUGUUUCCUUGCUCGUCAAACUUUAUUGUUGAUCAUAAAUCAUCGCGCUCACCUGGAUAGUAGAAGGAUGAGGACGUAUCCGGACAAAUUGAUACCCUUUGACAGCCAAUUUAGACCCCGAUUCUUGGUUCCACCCCGCUUUCCUUUGCGAGGAUUAUGAGUGACUCAACUAAAUGGGAAUAUAUGAACAUCCUAACAGUCUGCAUCCUAAAGACAGCAGACCAUGUACAGUAAGUGAUGUUUUAUUAUGUUUGUUGGCUCUAAUGAAGUCUGCAGUGAGUAAUAAUCAGUGAUAGAGUUAUGGGGAAAAAAAAGCGAACGUUAUGUGUUUUUGAAAUUAAAGCAAUAUUGAAUAUAUUAUAAAUGUGCCUGUUAUUACAAUAUAUACAGCAUGUAUACAAAACCUUUAAUGGGGGUGUUUGGAUGUUUUUUAAGGGCUUGAUAGGUGGAAUAGAGCGGCUCCAUUGUAAGCAGACUUUUGAUCGCAUUCAUAUAAUAUUUUAAUGCAUUUUAAAAUAAAACAU
This is a messenger RNA of Entelurus aequoreus (snake pipefish), 4169 nucleotides long. It is a transcript of the gene ensab, whose product is annotated as endosulfine alpha b. The record is from RefSeq and is a predicted model, not a curated record. Gene Ontology annotation, cellular component: cytoplasm. The transcript is spliced from 5 exons. NCBI's taxonomy places the organism in Eukaryota, Metazoa, Chordata, Actinopteri, Syngnathiformes, Syngnathidae. Bases 226 to 576 code for a protein of 116 amino acids. Gene Ontology annotation, molecular function: protein phosphatase inhibitor activity.